Molecule: messenger RNA, 1764 nt
Organism: Suillus subaureus
Lineage: Eukaryota; Fungi; Basidiomycota; Agaricomycetes; Boletales; Suillaceae
Product: fungal-specific actin related protein
Exons: 6
Coding region: 1-1764 (587 amino acids)
Biological process (GO): microtubule-based movement
Source: RefSeq, a predicted model, not a curated record
AUGUCAACAGUCCCAGGUACACCGAGAACAAAGACGGGCUUCACCCCUGCGACGCCAACGACAACUCGACUGGCAGGAUCCCAUGCUCUUCAAGCAUCUCCUCAUUACACGACAACCAGACGUCACUCUCUCUAUGGCACAGAGGAUCGUGUUGUAAUCGAUCCAGGUUCACGCGUCUGGAAAGUCGGAUUCAGUGGAGAAGGCAAGCCAAGAGACGUGUUCUACGCCGACGCUAAAAAUUAUGGCUCGUUAUGGAGCUGGAGUCGAGCCACAGAUCCAGCGGAGAAGGCAGAGCAGGACAACAUGUUAGCAAUCAACUUGGAGAGAUGUAUGCGUUCUGUUUUUCACGAGUCACUUCUUGCAGAACCCAAGGCCAGAAAGGUAAUAUUAGUCGAGCACCCGUUAAUGCCGUUGUACAUCAAGGAUAUGUUAGCUCACAUCCUCUUCAGUAACCUGCAGGUCCCCUCAAUAUCAUUCGCAUCAAGUCAUCUGUUAUCUUUGUUAUCUGUUGGCCGAAUAACAGGUCUCGUCCUGGACUGUGGCCAUCUAGAAUCCACUGCAUUACCUAUAUUCGCAGCACGUCCUCUCUUUCCCCAACUGCGAACAACACCGCUCGCAGGCUCUCGCUUUUCAUCACACAUCCGUGCACUCCUCCUCUUAUUUGGCUCUUAUCUCCCUCCACCAGCUACACUCAGUGCGGCUGUCAACGUACCCGCAGCCAAUCGCACUACCCGUGUGCCACAAGAGAUACUAACAGAUGCUGUCAUCGAGGACAUCAAGACACGCUGUUGUUUCGUAUCAGAUGCUUUAGAAUCUUCUCUCAGCGAUGUCCGCGCAUCCUCCCCAGCAGGUGAUGAUCCUUCAGAUCAUGAGCCUCCACCCUCAAGCGACCCCGCCAUGUCUGAGUCAGAGUUUUCACGGGGUUCACUCGGCCAAGAGAGCGCUGCAGAGUCCGAGUUUUCAAUCAUAUCCCACCCGACACACCCUACAACCGGUGGAGAAGCAAGAAAUGAAAACCAUCUACAGGUCCUUGCGAAUAUGUACAUACGUCACUCCACUGCCACAGAUCUUCACAUGCGUGUCGUCCCCCCUGUAUCUCAGCAAGCGGGUACCGGGCGUGGAACACUGAUCAUCCCAGGCUGGGUCCGUGAACGCGCUGCCGAGGUGCUGUUUGAAGGAGGUGACGUCGACGAAAGUAGUGUCGCAGAAGUAAUCUUGGAUGCUUUACUCAAGGUCCCAGUUGAUCUUCGUAAAACUAUGGCGUCCUCUAUUCUAAUCACAGGGGGAACAGCCAUGCUUCCAGGGUUCAUCCCCCGUUUACACACGGAACUGCUGCGCGCUACUGCGCUGCUAAAUAUAUCAUCCACACGGUCUAGACCUACAUAUGAUCGAUAUGCCUCGUUGCGUCCCCUAGUACCACACUUUGCCAUCCUCAAUAAUCCUGCACCGGUACCCUCGUCGAGCGCACGUGCCAAUGUGAACGCAGGGAAGGCACCAGCUUUCACACCUGCUACGAUGGCGUGGGUGGGUGGCUCCCUAGCGGGGGCACUAAAAACUGGUGGCGUCGAAGUCGCACGGGAGAAAUGGGAUGAGUCUGAUCCAUCGCAAACCGAUCAGGAUGAAGAUGUCGUAAUGGUUCUUCCUACGUCUGAACACGUUCCAAGAAAUGUCAUACCAGACUGGACUAGAGGACCGCUGCCCGCGGGCGCACCUCCUGCUGUAGCACUAAAGCCCCCGCCUUCCCCACAAGCCGUCGGUGCUUGA